GUGAAACCCUCAACGAGUGAACACGUCGUGUCGUGUUAAUGCGGUGAAAAUUCGAGUAUUUCGCGAGAAAGAAAGGAUUUUCAUCCGUACUUCGGUGACUCCACGUUGUCCAGUGAAAAGAAAGUCCAUUGGACUAUAAACGAAAGCUAACUGGCAAUAUAGCUAAAUCGCUGUGCCAUCAAUCGACGUCAUCUCAAGUGAGGUGACACCACCUGAAGUGAAGAAGAAGAAGAGCCUGAUUUAGAAUUUGCGCUAAUACAGAAAAAUAAACUUUUUCCAUCGCAAUUACAGUUACACGUCUCACCAUAAUAAGGUAUACUUAUGCUCUUGUUGCUUUCUGUCAGUUUUUUUACCAGCGAACACAGCACCAACAAGCAACGAGAGACCCGGUAUUAGCAGUCUGUUGACAGUGAACACAAAUAAAAUAUUAUGUUGUCACAUGGUGUAAAUACGUAAACUAUAAUACGACCGGUUCGCGAUACCCUCAUUCCAACAUUGCGAUAUCGCAAACGUCAAAACAAGCUGCUGGAUUACGACAGUGUUAAUUGAGUUGUUUAUAAGGCGUAUUCUUAGAGCAUUGGGAUAAAUUCUGCACUACACAUCAAAGCGGUUGUAAUCCUUAUCAGUAGCGUAUUAAACUCGUGUUCACCGUAGUCUUUCCCUACAAACAUAUCAUUGAAUUCCAUUCGACAUCAAUCAAGGUACUUUAACCUAGAGCCAGAUUCUCAUUGAUGAUAAAUACUCAAUUGCCGCGAAUAUCGCACGACGUUACCUACUGUAGAAUUAAGUUACCAGUCAGUGAGCAUCCAACAAGCGAACCGAAUACAUUGAUUAGGUGACCAACUUUUUUGUGGCGUACGCUACGAAAACAAAAUGCAGCAAUGGCUAAAAAUAUCACUGUUGCUAUGUACGUUUGGCUUCCUGAAGGAAAUUCGUCCCAGUGAACCAUUUAUAGUAGAUUACUUAGCUGGACCAUGGCGCAAUAUAACGAUGACAGAGGUCGUCCAAGAAGUCUUCCCAAUCGGCACAUAUUCUUACUUAAGCCAGUUAGUUGUUAUUUUUCUAGUUACGGAUUUACUGCGAUACAAACCACUUAUUGUUGUGAAUGGCCUUGCGGGGGUAAUUGUCUGGAGUAUGCUGAUAUGGACUACCACACUUCAGGCACUCAAAAUAUUGGAAGUGUUUUAUGGUACUUACUGUGCGGUGGAAAUUGCUUACUACAGUUACAUAUACGCAAAGGUAGACCGAGAGCACUACCAAAAAGUGACAUCGCAUACUCGGGCAGCUAUAUACAGCGGAAAAUGUUUUGCUGGCGUUUUAGCACAGAUCUUAGUGUACUUCGAAAUAAUGGACUACAAGGAACUCAACUACCUUUCACUGGCGGCACAAAUAUCUGCUACUGUAUGGGCAUUGUUUCUGCCAUCGGUAAUGACUAGUAUGUACUUUCAUCGAGCGGCUGUAUCAACCGGAGUUGAUGAAUUUUUAGAGGACAAUGAAAGGAAUGAUAAUGGCAGUAUAGGUUAUACCAAAUCCAUCAGUAAGGUUCCGUUGAAACGAAAAUUCAUUUCCGCAUUUGUUUUAAUUUGGAUGCAUUUCAAAACAUCAUUCACGAAUCUUACCGUGCUGGAAUGGAGCAUCUGGUAUGCACUUGCUAUGGCAGGUUAUAUACAAGUAAUAGCAUAUGCUCAGGCACUAUGGAGUGAGGUAGAACCCACUCAGAGGGCAGUUUGGAAUGCUGCAGUCGAAGCGACUGUAACUUUACUUGCAGCUAUUGUUUCACUACUGGCCGGUUACAUACACAGUGGUUUCUUGAAGCCCAGAAGUAGUCUCUUUGCGCUGUCCGUGCUAUCUUUGGGGCAAGGUGCAACCAUAAUGCUGGCGGCAACCACCAAUCAGCUUAUUGUUUCAUAUCUAGGGUACAUGGCCUUCAGUAUACUGUAUGCCUUCACGAUAACCGUGGUGAGCGCCGAGAUCGCUAGGAACGUAUCCGACGAUAGUUUUGGAUUGGUGUUUGGAUUCAAUACGUUGAUCGCAUUAUCACUCCAGACAGUGCUGACGUUCGCAGUAACAGAUUCCGACGGAUGGUUUGCGCUGAACAUCUUUGAACAAUUUAUUGUGUACAGCUAUUACUUUGUUGCUCUUAGCGCUAUUUAUUUAGUAUUUUUGUUAGGUGAAAUAUUUUACAGAGUUUGGGGUAAAACGGAUUGACUUACUGAAUGCUGCUAUUACAUACAUUAGAGUAAAAUGUAGAUCAUAUAAAAAGACUUAAAUAGAUAUUCGCCAAAUUAGGAUUUGUUUCAAAUAGAGAUUACACAACACUAGUACAAAAUUGCUAUAGACAGGAUUGUGAUAAAUAUAGACUGAAAUUACACGCACUCUCAUCGGUAU
This is a messenger RNA of Malaya genurostris, 2388 nucleotides long. Its product is annotated as thiamine transporter 1-like. Gene Ontology annotation, cellular component: plasma membrane. The transcript has 2 exons. The coding region runs from base 874 to 2208 and encodes 444 amino acids. Gene Ontology annotation, molecular function: vitamin transmembrane transporter activity. The record is from RefSeq and is a predicted model, not a curated record. NCBI's taxonomy places the organism in Eukaryota, Metazoa, Arthropoda, Insecta, Diptera, Culicidae. Gene Ontology annotation, biological process: transmembrane transport; vitamin transport.